CGCGCAAAUCCAGUUUUUCCCUAGCAUUGCGAAGCGAACAAAACCGCCAGAAGUAAGGUUCCAUUUAUUCUUCAAUAUUCAAAACUUUUUUCGUUGCCAGUCAACAAAUUAUUGAGAAAACUAUUCUUCAAUAUGGUUAAAAGCGAGGAAAAAUGUGUGCUCAAAUACGUUAAAAUGAGUGACAAAGCUUUUGCUCCUGAAAAAGGUUCACUUUUAUCAGCGGGUUAUGACUUGAAGAGUGCAUAUGAGCAUGUUGUUCCUGCACAUGGCAAAGUACUCAUCAAGACUGACCUGCAGUUUGCUGUUCCCAAAGGCACAUAUGGAAGGGUUGCCCCAAGAUCUGGUUUAGCUUUAAAGAAUUUUAUUGAUGUUGGUGCAGGUGUUGUUGAUGCUGACUACAGAGGAGAAGUAGGUGUACUUCUUUUCAAUCACAGUGAUAAUGAUUUUAUUGUCAAGCCUGGUGAUAGAGUAGCUCAGUUGAUUUGUGAAAAGAUUGCCUAUCCAGAGUUAGAAGAAACUACAGCCCUUAACGACACUGAAAGAGGAGCUGGUGGUUUUGGAUCUACUGGUAUCAACUAAGCUUCUGAACCAAAUAUGAUAAUCUAAAUGUUUUUAUUAAUGAUAGUUUUAAUGUUAUUUAAAUAAACCUUUUUGGAUACUUUUUUUUAUAAAAAACAA
Phymastichus coffea is the source of this 678-nucleotide messenger RNA. Its product is annotated as deoxyuridine 5'-triphosphate nucleotidohydrolase. Gene Ontology annotation, molecular function: magnesium ion binding; dUTP diphosphatase activity. The transcript is spliced from 3 exons. The coding region runs from base 133 to 579 and encodes 148 amino acids. Lineage: Eukaryota; Metazoa; Arthropoda; Insecta; Hymenoptera; Eulophidae. Gene Ontology annotation, biological process: dUTP catabolic process; dUMP biosynthetic process. The record is from RefSeq and is a predicted model, not a curated record.